Mugil cephalus (flathead mullet) is the source of this 2711-nucleotide messenger RNA. RefSeq names its product B-cell receptor CD22. The record is from RefSeq and is a predicted model, not a curated record. NCBI's taxonomy places the organism in Eukaryota, Metazoa, Chordata, Actinopteri, Mugiliformes, Mugilidae. The transcript has 19 exons. The coding region runs from base 101 to 2041 and encodes 646 amino acids.
CUCCAUCACAGUCGCUUGUUGGACACAUCCUCACAGGUCUGUCUCUGUUUGAAAGGCUGAGGUGAAUGUAGAUACUCUACGAGAGCUGGUGUCAGCGGAGAUGUUGGCAGGUGCGUUAGUUCUGGGCACCAUCCUCACAGCUUUACCAGGUACUCAUAGCAGGUGGAGUGUGUCAUUUUCCAGAAAGGAGAUCUGUGUGUGGGCAGGAACUACUGUCACUCUGCCAUGCCGUUAUGACUACCCCUCAGGUCACAAUGUGAGGCAGGUCAUGUGGUUUCGUGUUUCUGGCGAGGGUCGCAGGGAGUUCACCCACCACAGCGACCCCAACCAGAUCAGCCUGUCGUACCGCGGUCGCACACGCUACAUCGGGGGCAGCUACUCCAGCUGUUCAGUCCAGAUUCGAGGCGUGAAGCUGAGCGAUGCGGGUCAGUAUCACUUCAGGUUUGAGACUGACCAGCCACGGGGGAGAUGGACCUCCCCUGACACCAUCACCCUGGAAGUAACAGACCUCCAGGUGCAGGUGCAUCCAGCCAGGCCGGGCAACAUGUUUGGAUUUGGAGAGACGGUGUUUGUCGGCUGCCAGGCCAGAGGAUGUGCUGCUCCUGGGAGGAGCCUCGCACUCUACAGGAACGGGCUGAACCUCGGCUCAUAUGAGAAGUGGAUGAUUAUCAAUCGAUUUGACGAGCAGCAUGCAGGAGCAUACACCUGUCGACCAAUCCCACCUCAAAAUGUACAGUCGCCAUCUCUCACCCUGGCUCUGGGACACGGUCCCCGCUCCACAUCCAUAGCAGCCUUUCCUCUGGGGGAGGUGUUAGAGGGGUCAUCUGUCACCCUGACCUGCAGCAGUGAGGCAGCUCCACCUGUCGAGAGUUUUGCAUGGUUCAAAGACAUGGAGAGCGGCAGCAUCCCAGACAGUUUCAGGCCUCAGCUCCACCUGUCCAACCUCAGAUACACAGACAGAGGAGAGUAUUUCUGCGUAGCGCGUAACUCACUGGGAACAGAUCGCUCCAAAGCACUUCUGCUCAACGUCACUUACUCUCCAAAGAACACACGGGUGCUGAUGAGUCCGCGAGGAGACAUCAGAGAAGGCUCCUAUGUGAACAUGAGUUGCAUGAGUCAGGCCUACCCUCCCCCCAGCAGGUACGUUUGGUAUCGUAUCCUAGGUGACCAGGUGGUUACUAAAGGUUCUUUUCAGAACCUGACGUUCCCGUCGGUGCGCGCUCAGCAUGCUGGUCAGUACUACUGCACAGCAUGGAACAGAUUGGGACAACAAAGCUCCCCUGUGGUUACUCUCACUGUGCUGUAUCCUCCCAAGAACACUUCAGUUCUGGCCCGUCCCUCCAGUGUGGUGGACGCUGGCCGACCCCUGACUCUGACCUGCAGCAGUCAGGCCAACCCAGCGGUGGACAACUUCACAUGGCACCGUUUAGCCCUGGACGGGGGCUCUGUUCAAUCGUGGGGCACCAAGUCUGGUCCCGUGUUCACCUUCUCAGAGGUUGGCGUUGGAGAGAGCGGUCAGUACUACUGUGAGGCCAGGAACCGAAUCGGAGCCCACAGCUCUCCGGUGCUCACCGUCAGGGUCAGAGGUCGUCUUAAGGUCAUCGCCUUGGCUUCAGCAGUGGGCGUGUCUGCGGGACUCAUCACUCUCACUGUGGCGAUUAUGAUCAGUAAGAACAUGCACAGAGUGGACAUGGAGUCAGCAGAAGAGGCAAACAAGCGUCCAUCGUUGACAGCUGACACCAUGUUCUAUGAGUCAGCCCAGCAGACCUUCCCAGUGAGGAAGGGCAAGAUGUCCGACAUACCGGAGGAGCCAGAGGACUUAAGCGACAGCUCCCAUCCCUCCAUCGUUCCUCUGAAGGAUGCUCCGCCAAUCACAGAAGUCAAAAGUCACAGCGCUUCCUCCAGCUACAUCACAGUGCACUACUCCAGACUGGCCAACACGGAUCAGGUGCAGGUGCACAACCUGCCACUGGGUGGUGAUAGAAAGCCAAAGGAUUCCUCCAAAGUUGUUUACACUCUACUGCCGCAGCCUCGCCACUGAACGGGAGGAAACAACCUCAGCCACCGUGCUUGACAGGAAACUCACCUUGCGACAGUGUGUGUCAGACUGUCUGCCGGAACCUGGGCUCUCUAUGAUGGCAGCAUGUGGUCGACUGAAACGCGCUGCAUGUCUUUCAUUUUACUUUCUAUACGUCUUCAUGCUGCUGAUGAAACCAGUGUUAACAGGAAAUGAUGUCGCUUGCAUUAACACCCAUAGUACAAGCUACCUGGUGGGCUUUUGUUGAGACUGAAGUUUUUAUUCAACUAUAUGCACAGUAGGUCAUGAAUUUAUCCUUUGCACCCACGGGCAACUGAAACAUAAUCAUUUGUAUGAAAGCAUAACAGUUGCCAAUGAAAAUGACAGAGUGACAUAUUUAAUGGAGAAAACUUGUAGCAAAUGUGCAGUGAUAUACAAUGUUUGAGUCUACAACAUAAAGAGCUAGUGUUGAUUUUCUAAUGUUGUGAGGUUCAUUCAGUUAUAGCUGGCGUCUGCUGAGCCAGACUUGCACCACGUUUGGUGCAGGCAAUAAAAGCGAUUACAUCUACGUAGUUACACUGAAGAAAAAUAAAGCCAGACUAAUGACUUCUUUUGUUUCUCUAGAGUGUGUCUUGUUUGUUUCUUUGUUUAUUUUCACAAAAUAUUCAUUAAAAAGAAGCUACCCUCACAGGAA